UGGUGGCCCUGCGGGGAUGGCACUUUCUAACCCUCUGCUCUCCCUUCCAACCUCUUCCUCCCACGAAGCCCCACCAGAGGUUGGCAAAAUGUCGGAGGAGAGACCCCAGGAAUGUGUGAAGCCAGUGUCACUAGAGGCCAGGGAAGACCCCCAGAAACUGGGACCAGGCGCCAGGGUGAACCCCCAAGGAUUUGCAAAGCCCAGUGUCACCAACCUCCAGGGGAAAACCAGCGACUACUACCGCGUGGCAGAGAACCUGCCGGCCAGGUUCAACAACCCCUCCUGCUUCCGAGGCUACAGGAGCAAGAAGCCCGUGGCCCUGUACAGGACCAGCAACCAGACCUACGGGGGCCAGGCGCCCACCGUGCACGAGAUGCCUCAAGUAUUUUAUCCAAGUUCGAGAAAGUUUUCAUCACAGCUUACUAUUGGUGGAAUGUUCCAGAACAACGCUUUGAACGUCUAUAUGGAGAAGAGCAUUGUGACAGGUCCCGACAACUUUGUCACCUUUGACGACCGUCUUAACUUCCACCCCAGUUACAAUGCCAGCAAGCCGUCCUUCUGCUGCUGAUGGGCAGGGCCGACCCCGGCAGUGUCCCCACCCCCUGCUCUGCUACAGGCCACCUGUCAAGGCAGUGUCCCGGCCUCCUUCCCCUCAGAGUGCUUUUAUUCCCUGCGCUGGAAUCACGGGC
Messenger RNA from Sorex fumeus (smoky shrew), 689 nucleotides. RefSeq names its product piercer of microtubule wall 1 (gene PIERCE1). The transcript has 3 exons. Lineage: Eukaryota; Metazoa; Chordata; Mammalia; Eulipotyphla; Soricidae. Gene Ontology annotation, biological process: axoneme assembly. The record is from RefSeq and is a predicted model, not a curated record. Gene Ontology annotation, cellular component: axonemal microtubule. Bases 17 to 568 code for a protein of 183 amino acids.